UCAUACGUAAUCUGUAGUGUGUUUAUUAUUGAUUUGUUGGUUGCGGAAUAGUAUAAUUAUUGUUAUUGUAAAUAAAGCUGAAAAAUGUUGCUCAAAAGGAAUUUGCUUGAAGCAGUAACGAUAACAUCAUGCACCUGCACAAUAUUAUGCAUAUUUUUGAACUACGUGACCAAUAUUUCGCCUAUAACAGGAAUAUGGUUUCUAACUUAUCUUUUACUAUUGUUUAUUACUUCGGUCGUCUGCAGUUUCAAACUUAUGCAAUGGUUACUGCAUUUAAACAAGCCCAUAAAGUAUGAUAUAGAGAGAAUUUUAAAUGAGUAUCCCUUCUUGGCCGGAGUUUUACCUCAAUUCACUAAAAAGGUUGAAAAAGAACUAAACAAAGAAUAUGAUACAAAUGAGCUUAGUAUAAUUACUUCUGUGUUGGAAAAAAGGCUGGUGUCAUCUUGGUAUGUCUCUUACAUAUCGGAGGAGAUUGGUUUUCCAUUUGCAUGCAAGCAAAUGUUGGAUCAAAUGAUCGCUAAAGCAUUUCAAAUAUGUGACAAAAUUGAAACUAAAGAUGUAUAUGUUGAUUUCUGUGCAAUAUUGAUAAGCCAUCUGAAAGAGUAUAAGAAGGCAAUAAAGAGGCAAGAAACAACCCCUGACUCAACCGUGCAAUCACUUUACAAAAAGAUUCAUCCUAUAUCAGACGACUUUAAAAGCAACAUAUCUGCGGAUCAUUGUGUAAACUUACUCCAUAUUGUUUUAAAAGAGUUGGUACCGUGGGAGUUAUGGGAUACUCCAUAUUCAGAACUACUAGUUAGAAUCCUAGCUAAAAAACUUAAUAUAUUCAUCGAGAAUACAAUAUCCAACCCCAUAUGGCUUAAUGAUAAAUUAUUGACGAUUUUAAACAUACAAGAAGAAGUUGCUGAUGAAAAUAAAAAAGAAAAAAACAGUGUAAAUGAGAAAGACACUGAGAAAAGGGGAAAUGACAAAAGUUGCAAAACGGAACAUGAAGACGGAAAUCAGAAAGAAAUUGGUAAUACUUCAUCUGAAUUUGAAAAGGACAUAGAUAACACAAAUAAAAAAGUUACAACACAGAUAAACACUGAGCCAACAAUAAAACCAGUAAAAUUAACUACAAAUGUGCAACAUAAAGCUACAGAAAGUCCACUACACAUGCAGAAAAUUGUUGAAGAAAAAGAGGAUAAAAAGCAGGAUGAUGAUGAUGCUCCACAAGGCACAGAGCCUAUGGAAAUAAAACCAGUGCUGAGGAAGAACCGGGGCCGCCAGGGUAGGAAUGAGGUGAAGAUUUAUGAUCGAAUCAUUGAAGGCAGCGUCAAAACGUGGGAGACUGACAUAGACCUUCAGUGUAUCAGCGUAGGUCAAGACUUACUGGCGAGCCUAGAUGAAAUGACCCUAAGUAGACUCUGGGGUCACGAAGAGGCGGAACACAGUCCCAGUUUGCGGGGGACAUCUCCACAGCCUUUGUGGUUCGGUGAAGAAGACGCUAUCGAGCUGGACACCGAAGUGCCCAGGGAUGCGAAGAAGGAGCCCGGUAAGGAGCACAGCCCCAAGCCCGGGGAGCUGUUUAAGGAGCUUCAGACCACGGUGCACCACGCCAAGGCCAAGAUUGGAGACCUGCAGGUGUUACACAUAGAUGUGCCGCGAGCAACCAGUGACGAGGCAGCGGGCAUGAUGGAAGGCCUGCUUGACAAAGGCAUCGCGGGGAUCAAGAAGGGGCUGAGGUUCACUGGUCUCAGUGAUGAUUCGCAGGAAAAGUUCCCAGCCUUCAAAGAGAAAGGGGGAGAGAAGAUAUCGCCCUCCGAGUUGUACCGAAGCAAACCCAAGCCGGAAGUGGACAUGGAUGCGAGAGAAGCGUACAUAUCCACCAACUUUCAAAAAGAAGAAAAUGGUAAUUCGAUCCACCAGCUAGUAAAACAACACAGGGUGACGUCACAGGAUAGUAUGAUCAAACCUCGCGUGGAAUGGUCCCCGCCCGCGGAGGCCUUGCCCGAGUCCCCCGAGCCGCAGUACGAGGAGGCCGCCGACCUGUCCGCCAGCAUCGCCAAGCUGCGCUCCCUGCUACAGCACGCGGAGAGGCCGCGGACAGAGGAGGUAUGGUGGGAGGGUGCUGAGGAAACUCGCGGCCGAGCGCAAAAAAGACCCUCUUCUAAGCCUGUAGAUUCCGCUGCACUGGCUGAUGAGUACGACAUGAGUUCGGAGAGAAACGUUUCACCCGGACAGACUUCCAACAAUAUGCAGAGGCUCGACAAGUUGUUCACCCGCACGGUGACGGGCGUGUUCAACUCCAUCCGCACGGCGGUGGGCGCGGAGGGACUGGAGGGCGAGCUCGCGGCGCCGCGCCAGCUGCACGACUGGACGUACGUGUGCACGGCGCCCGAACUCGGCCUGGGCGCAGCGGUAGGCCGGUUGGUGGGCGCGCGGCACGCUUCGUGGCAAGUGGACACCGCACUGGAUUCUCUAAGAGAUUUGCCCGCGCCACCUCCACCUCCUUUGAUGCCACUUGACUUAGAGGAGUGGUGCGGCGGCGCGGGCGCGCGCUGGUGCGGCAGCGCGGAGGCGGCGUGCGCGGCCGGCCUGGCCGCCUCGCACCUCGCCUUCCGCCUCGCCACCGUGCUGUCGGCGGACAUAGCGGAAUCCCUGAUCUGCUGCUGGCUGGAGCAGCUGACGGCGUGGCUCAAGAAGCAAGUGUUCGCGUACUUCCAGCAACUGGCGCAGCCGGCGGCGGCCGACGACGGGGCGCCGCGCGAGUUCGACAUCGACAGCACGUGCAGACUCGUUCUGGACAAGAUACCAGAAACGUAUCUGUUCAGUGAGAACACGCUCUCAGCCGCUAUCAGACUUGUGGUCUCCAGCUUCAGCCACGAGGACAUUAACAAGGACGUGAUAUUCCGCGCUCUGGACAUUUUCGUAGUCCAUUUCAAGAAGUCCGCCGGCCUGCGGAACCCUUCCUUUGACAGUAACUAAAAAAAGUGCUCGAAUUGAGUACCUUUCGUCUGGGGAGGCUUUGGCCGUGGCUAGUUACCACCCUUCCGACAAAGACGAGCCGCU
Molecule: messenger RNA, 3051 nt
Organism: Pararge aegeria (speckled wood butterfly)
Lineage: Eukaryota; Metazoa; Arthropoda; Insecta; Lepidoptera; Nymphalidae
Exons: 15
Coding region: 85-2967 (960 amino acids)
Source: RefSeq, a predicted model, not a curated record